This is a messenger RNA of Girardinichthys multiradiatus, 8795 nucleotides long. It is a transcript of the gene chd8, whose product is annotated as chromodomain helicase DNA binding protein 8. The record is from RefSeq and is a predicted model, not a curated record. Gene Ontology annotation, biological process: chromatin remodeling. The transcript has 39 exons. Lineage: Eukaryota; Metazoa; Chordata; Actinopteri; Cyprinodontiformes; Goodeidae. Gene Ontology annotation, molecular function: protein binding; ATP binding; ATP-dependent chromatin remodeler activity. The coding region runs from base 236 to 8062 and encodes 2608 amino acids.
CAUUCGGUAGCAGUAGAGUGGGUACGCUUUCUGCUGUCUCUCUAGCAAGAAGUUAGUUCCUGCUCUUCCCUGGCCGUUUCCUGUAAUCGUACAGUGUUGUGAGACGGAGAAAGCCAUGUGUGUCGAUGCAAAGCUGUUUACCUAAAAGUUGAGAGGAAUUGGACAGCUACUAUAUCUCUUCCAUCUCGGAGUCUUUUAAGCUUUCUGCCCGUCUCCCUGUGUGGAGUGGGCAAAGAUGGCAGAUCCCAUUAUGGACCUCUUUGAGGACACUCCCCUGUUUAACCUGGACGCCCUGCCGGAUGACUCCUUCUCUCAGGGUUCCUCUGACCCGGUUGAGGAAGCUCUAAAGCUGGCCUUGGGUCAGGCCGUCCCAACAGGGGAGCCAGAGUCUACUCCUGACCUUGCCGUCAGUUCCAGCCUUGGCGUUCCUGUAGCAGCUCCAGUCAUCUCAGACCCCGCUCCUGUUCACGUUCCCACCCAGCAGCCGGUGCCAGUGGCGCCUGUUCAGACUGUUUCUGUUGCUCCAGCAAUCGAAGCCGGAGCUGCAACUUUCAUGACCUCAGCUCCUGUCCCAGUUGAGACUGUGCCACAGUUGCAGGCCCAGUCAACCAUCCCUGUUGCCAGCAACACCAGUGGGGUUUCCAGUACCACUGUCCUGCUGAGCUCACCUCUGACUGUUUCCAGCUCUCCAGCUACCACCACCACUGCCACCACGCAGCAGCUGACUCAGAUAACCCACCAGCUCACUCCUCAGCAGUUAGCCGCCAUCACACAGCAAGCUGGUGGGAAAAUCGUUAUUCUCAAAGGUCCGCAGGGUCAGGCCCAGGUGCUGCAGGCUGUAUCAGGAACAACGGGGCAGACGGGCGGUAAGGUCAUCCGUCUGUUGUCUGGCACCACACUCAAGCCUGGUAUGUCCAUACUGCAGGGAGGUACAGUUUUAAAUCAGGCUAGCCCAGGACAAACCCAAGUCAAGGUGGGUGCUACAGGGGUGCAGCGACUGCUGCAGUCUGCCAACGGGCCUGUCAAACAAGUGUUGCUGACAUCCAUGCCCCAGCAGACGCACGGUCAGUCAGUACAGGUGCAGAUUCCAGCCCAGGCACAGAUGUCCCAAGGUCAGACUACUGUCCAGGUUCAACCUCAGGCCCAGAUCCAGAUCCAACCCCAGGCCCAGAUCCAGAUCCAAGCCCAAGCUGCCCAAAUCCAGGUCCAACCUCCAGGCCAGGCAGCUCAGACCCAGGUCCAGACACAGGGUCAGGUGCAGCUCCAGCCUGCCAUGCAGGGCCAGGCACAGGGUGGCGAAGCAAAGCGCAUCACCCUGGUUCUCCAGCAGCCGUCGCAAGCCGGUUCUGCCACACCAGGGGGUCAAGCUGUCACUGCUCAACAGCAAGUCACACCAGGAGGUCAACAGCAGCAAACACAGACCCCUGCAAGACUAGUGCUGGGUCAGCUCCCGAGUGGCAAACUGGUGCUCCAGGGAAGCCAACUAGCGGCGCUGACCCAGGCUCGGGCUGCAGGUCAGGCCGGAGGGCAGCCCAAAGUCCUCACAAUUCAGCUGCAAGUACAACAGCAGCCCAACCAACAAGGUGGAGUUAAGUACCAGCUGGUAUCGGGAACUGGCGGCACUGGCGGCCCUCAGGUGUUGCAGAUAUCCCAGGGCCAAGGAGGACAGAGGGUGGCUGUACCUCUCAAAAUGCUUCUCCAGCCGCAGACAAGUUCAGCCACGUCUUCUGGCGGCACCGUCUCCGUGGUGAAGGUCAUCAACCCUUCGACAGCAGCCCCCUCUGCUACAACCACCUCUCCAUCGCAGGCCAUCCGCAUCACCAAGGCUCCCGGCGAGCCUGCGGCUGUCCGACGCGUGGAGAUUCUUUGCAAGCAGGAGAAGGCGAAUCGAAUAGUGGCUGAAGCCAUAGCUCGGGCCAAAGCACGUGGCGAGAAGAACCUACCCAGAGUCCUGAAUCAGGACGAGCUUCCGACUACACAAACCUCACCGGAGAUGGGAGGGGUCCUGACUGUAGUGUCUGCCGCUAAGAAAAAAAGCAGCUGUGGGGGGAGCAAAAAGAAAAGUCCAGUAUCUGGAGGACCCAUACCCAAAAUUAUUGUAGGGACUGACAAGAAGGGCAAAGUGUUGAAGAUAUCAGGAGGAACUAUUGCAGUAAGUGGUGGUCCAGUUAUACCUGGAGCUGGGAACAAAAGCAAAAGCAAGGUUAAAGCAAACACUAUAACCCUGGUAGGAGCAAAGAAAAGAAAAAGAAACGCAUCUUCAGAUGUCUCUGAUGGGGAGCUGAGCCCACCUUCACCUGUCGCGCUGGAGGAUGACAUGAUUAUGAAGAGGCGCUCCAACCGGGUGGUGAAGAGGAAGAAGUACACGGAAGACUUGGACAUUAAAAUAACCGAUGACGAGGACGAGCAGGAAGACGUAGACGUAACCACGACCGCAGCAGCUGUCGCCUCGAUUAGUGGAGGGGCCGCAGCUCAGCUGAAACAGGAAGUUGAGCUCGAUGGCGACGGACUGCCCAGCAUGCAGUUCUUUGUGGAAAAUCCGAGUGAGGAAGAUGCCGCCAUCGUAGACAAAGUCUUGUCAAUGAGGAUAAUCAAGAAGGAGGUGUCUCCAAGCCAUUAUACUACUGCUGAGGAGUUCUUUGUUAAAUACAAAAACUAUUCAUACUUGCAUUGUGAGUGGGCCACUUUGGAGCAGCUGGAGAAAGAUAAGAGGAUCCAUCAAAAGAUCAAGAGGUUCAAGACCAAGCACGCACAGAUGAGGCAUUUAUUCCAGGAGGAUGAGGAGCCUUUUAACCCAGACUACGUAGAAGUUGACCGGAUCCUCGAUGUGUCCCACAGUGUGGACAAAGACAACGGCGAGCCCGUCAUCUACUACUUGGUGAAGUGGUGCUCUCUGCCAUAUGAAGACGCUACCUGGGAGCUGAAAGAGGAUGUCGAUGAGGGAAAAGUUGAAGAGUUCGGCAAAAUCCAAAACAGGCAGCCUCGCCUGAAGAGAACGGCCCGGCCUGCUGCCAGUGCAUGGAAGAAGUUAGAGGAGACCCGAGAGUACAAGAACGGCAACACACUAAGAGAGUAUCAGCUGGAAGGAGUCAACUGGCUGCUAUUUAACUGGUACAACAGGCAAAACUGCAUCCUGGCAGACGAGAUGGGUCUGGGGAAGACCAUCCAGUCCAUUACGCUGCUGUCAGAGGUAUACGCUACUGGAAUCCAAGGCCCCUUCUUGGUUAUUGCUCCCCUAUCCACCAUCACCAACUGGGAGCGGGAGUUCUCCACAUGGACCCACAUGAAUGCCAUUGUGUACCAUGGAAGCCUCGCCAGCCGACAAAUGAUCCAGCAAUAUGAGAUGUACUGCAAAGAUGACAAGGGACAUUUAAUCCCAGGUGCGUACAAGUUCGACGCCCUCAUCACAACGUUUGAGAUGGUUCUCUCCGACUGCCCAGAGCUGAGGGAGAUCGCCUGGCGCUGCGUGAUCAUCGAUGAGGCGCACCGUCUUAAAAACCGGAACUGCAAGCUGUUGGACAGCUUGAAGAUGCUGGACCUGGAGCACAAAGUGCUGUUGACCGGCACUCCUCUUCAGAACACCGUAGAGGAACUUUUUAGUCUUCUUCAUUUCCUGGAGCCAGCUCAGUUUCCCUCUGAAAUUGAAUUUCUUAGAGAGUUUGGAGACCUCAAAACAGAGGAACAGGUCCAGAAACUCCAGUCCAUUUUAAAACCUAUGAUGUUGCGCAGACUCAAAGAAGACGUGGAGAAGAACUUGGCCCCCAAGCAGGAGACCAUUAUUGAGGUGGAGUUGACUGAUAUCCAGAAGAAGUACUACCGGGCCAUUCUGGAGAGGAACUUCAGCUUCCUGAGUUUAGGAGCCAACAGUAACAGCAACGUCCCCAACCUGCUCAACACAAUGAUGGAGCUCCGAAAGUGCUGCAACCACCCCUACCUCAUUAAUGGUGCGGAAGAGAAGAUUGUGGCAGAGUUGCGAGAAAAGUAUGACCCCCUGGCCCCCGACUUUCAUUUGCAGGCCCUAAUUCGGUCCGCUGGCAAACUGGUGCUACUUGAUAAACUGCUGCCUCGCCUCAAGGCUGGUGGCCAUAAAGUGCUCAUCUUCUCUCAGAUGGUGCGCUGUUUAGACAUUCUAGAGGACUACCUCAUCAACAAGAGAUACCUUUAUGAGCGAAUUGAUGGAAGAGUGCGAGGGAACCUGAGACAGGCAGCCAUCGAUCGCUUCAGCAAGCCAGAUUCCGAUCGUUUUGUCUUCCUCCUUUGUACCCGUGCCGGCGGUCUGGGUAUUAACCUGACUGCUGCUGACACCUGUGUCAUAUUUGACUCGGACUGGAAUCCUCAAAAUGACCUGCAGGCCCAAGCAAGAUGUCAUCGUAUCGGUCAGUCAAAGGCAGUCAAGGUCUACCGUCUCAUCACAAGGAAUUCCUAUGAGAGAGAGAUGCUGGACAAAGCAAGCCUGAAGCUUGGUUUGGACCGUGCUGUUCUGCAAAGCAUGAGUGGCAACAAGGACAGCAACGUCAAUGGGCUCCAGCAGUUCUCCAAGAAGGAAAUCGAGGACCUCUUGAGGAAAGGAGCUUAUGCCGCCAUCAUGGAUGAAAACGAUGAAGGCAGUCGGUUCUGUGAGGAAGAUAUUGACCAGAUCCUUCAGCGACGAGCCACUACAAUUACUAUUGAGAGCGAAGGCAAGGGUUCUACUUUCUCCAAAGCCAGCUUCGUCGCAUCUGAGAACCGCACUGACAUUGCUCUGGAUGACCCUGAGUUCUGGCAAAAGUGGGCCAAGAAAGCCGAUAUCGACAUGGAUUCCUUUAAUCAAAAGAACACUCUUGUGAUUGACACUCCCAGAAUUCGGAAACAGACCCGUCAGUACUCCAGUUUACGCGGCGAAGGAGGAGACCUGUCUGAUUUGGACAGUGACGACGAGUAUCCGCCUGCCAAUUCCAGACACUCGCGGUCUUCUCGCCGCUCCGAUCGCCACAGCGGGGGAGGCUAUGGCCGUACCGACUGUUUCCGGGUGGAGAAACACCUGCUUGUCUAUGGAUGGGGCCGCUGGAGGGACAUCUUGGCCCAUGCCAGAUGUAAGAGGCGUCUGAGUGAACGUGACGUAGAAACCAUCUGCCGUGUCAUCCUGGUGUUUUGUCUAAUGCACUAUCGUGGCGACGAGAACAUAAAGAGUUUCAUCUGGGAGCUCAUUACUCCACCAGAGAAUGGUCGUGAACCCCAAACACUACUAAACCACUCUGGCCUUUCUAUCCCGGUUCCAAGAGGUAGGAAAGGUAAGAGAGUCAAGGCCCAGAGUACAUUUGAUGUUCAGAAGGUGGAGUGGAUCCGCAAGUACAACCCUGACACUCUGCUGCUUGAUGAUAGCUACCGCAAACACCUGAAGCACCAGUGCAACAAAGUGUUGCUCAGGGUCCGCAUGCUCUACUACCUAAAACAGGAGGUCAUUGGUGAACAUGCAGAUUCUGUCCUGAAGGGGGCUGAUAUCAGGGAUGUUGAUAUCUGGAUGCCAGAGAUGGAACAGCAGGAGGUGCCUGCUGCUUGGUGGGACUCUGAUGCAGACCGCUCACUGCUCGCUGGUGUCUUCAAACAUGGUUAUGAGAUGUACACUACCAUGCGGGCGGAUCCCUGCCUCUGCUUCGUAGAGAGAGUUGGUCGGCCAGACGACAAGGCCAUUGAUGCUGAGCAGCACACUGGGGAUGCUGAGCUGGGAGAUGACGCUGACUUUGAUAAGUUCUCAGAGGAUCCAGAGUUCAAGCCAGCAUCUAGACUCUCCAAAGAUCUUUUUGAUGAGCCUGACUCUAUGAACGUGGAUGACGAGAUUUCAGUGGAAGAUAAGACUAUACCAGUGGGGACAGAAAGCGCAACGAGUCAGAGUGGAGUGUGCGAGUGGCCCUCCAGCUCAUCGCUAACGGCACGAUUAAGGCGACUGAUCACCGCGUAUCAACGCAGCUACAGACAGGAACAGCUGAAGAUCGAAGCUGAGGCCAAAGGCGACCGCAGGCGCAGGAGGUGCGAACAAGCCAGCAAACUAAAGGAAAUUGCACGGCAGGAGCGACAGCAAAGAUGGACCCGGAGAGAAGAGAGCGAUUUCUACCGUGUGGUAUCUACGUUUGGAGUGGAGAAGAUCAAGAAGGAGCCUGGUGUUUCCGAGGAGAGAGAGGCGGAGUUCGAUUGGACCCGUUUCCGAACGUUUGCCCGUCUGGAUAAAAAAACCGACGAGAGCCUAAGUCGAUACUUCCGUUCAUUUGUCGCGAUGUGCCGGAGGGUGUGCCACCUCCGCCCAGGUCGGGAGGAUUCGUCAGAGCUAACUCAGACUGUGGCUCCCAUCACAGAGGAACGUGCCUCCCGUACUCUUUACCGCAUCAGCCUUCUGCGACGCCUUCGUGAGCGAGUCCUUCCCCACCCCUCCCUGGAGGAGCACCUCCUCCUGGCCCCACGCAGCUCUGAGUUGCCCGCUUGGUGGACCAUGCCAGACCACGAUCGGCAGCUAAUGCUCGGCGCUGCGUUGCACGGUGUAAGCCGCACUGAGCUCUCCAUCUUCUCAGACCCACAAUUCACUUUCAGCUCGGCACGUGACGAGUUCAUCCAGAAUCAGCAGGCUCUACCUCCACCGCCACCCCCUCCACCCAUCAUGACAUUUAGCCAGCCCAAGUCUGAGUUGGAACUACCUGGAGUGAAGGUGGAGGGAACCGAUGAGAGUCCCCAACUGUUUGGGGGAGGGAUCAGUACUGCGCUGCAGAGUACACCCUUGAGUCACCUCGGCAGCAAACUGCAAGGUCAGGACUGGAGCUUCAAAAGCAGCAGGGAAUCAACAGAAAAACCAGGAAGGAAAGGUGACGGAGGGUCUGAUUCAGAUUCAGAUUCUGACUCAGGCUCAUCAUCCUCGGAGCGAUCAGGGAGCAGCGAUGAAAGUGGGGACAGUGACGAGGAGGUGGAAGGAGGGGCUAUGAAGGUUGGAAAUGUGGAUGAAGAAAAUAGUUUACUCUCCAUGACUCCAUCUCAGAAUAGCAUACUUCCACCUGAACCAAUCAGACUUGACUGGCCCAAGGACCGUGUGCUGAUCAACCGCCUGGACAACCUGUGUAACCUCGUGCUGACCGGUCAGUGGCCCUCGGGGCGGCGUUACAUUCCCGAAGCUCAGCUCCACCAGAGCUCGGAGCUGGUGGGAGAGGAGAUGGCUUACACCAGGGUCAUCCGUAAACCCAGCAGCACACCAGGCGGCAUCGGAGCUGAGGGAGAAGACGGAGAGUUCACUGUAAAACUUCUCAAGGAGGAGGGCCUGAAGCUGACGUUCUCCAAGCAGGCUCUGAUGCCCAAUGGGUCAGGAGGAGAGGGCAGCGGGCGCAAGAAACGCAAAGACCAAGAGUUAUCCGAGCUAGACGGAAUCCAUGAUCCGCUGGAGCGUACUCCUCGACGAAGGGACCCUCCCACGUGGUUGAAAGAGAAUCCAGAUUAUGAGGUGGAAGGAGACAUGUUGGAGCUGCUGGUGAACAGGAGCAAGAGGAAGAGGAGGCGGCGAGCAAAUAAACCCCUGACAGGCACUGAGAAGGUCAAGGUCAUUAACAUGCUGACAGGAAAGAAGGUUGGAGCUGCUUUCUGUCCGAUGCUGCAGGAUCUGAAGGAGUAUCUGGAGGAGAAUCCUAACAUUGCUGUUGCACCUGACUGGUCUGAAACAGUUCAAAAAUCUGGUUUGUUGCCCGAGUCCCUCUUCCACCGGCUGCUGACGGAGAAUUCGGAGAUUCCGAAGAAAAGUCAUCGGCGGCGUCACCACCACCAUCACCACCACCAUCACCAUCAUUACCACACUCCUGAGCCCACACCUGAAGACCCAAACCUGGACGGAGUAGAAGAAGAGACCUUGGUUUCGGAUGGAGCCUAUAUGAUGGACGAGGAGGACUUGGAGACGUCCCACCACUUCCUCACCAGCCCAGACUUUGACGUUAAAAUGGAGGGUGGCGACAGCCUCUCCCAAGGUGACUAUGACAGCUCGGAUCAAGAAGCGCUGCUGGAUGACGUCAUCAUGGCGCAGAAGGACUCUGACUCUUCAUCAAGCUCGGAGGACUGAUUGAACUCCGAACACAUCUGAAUUAUCCCCCUUUCAAAAUGAAAUCAUGCUAUUCCACAACCUUUGUUUUUUACCAACAUGUAACAAAUUAUGAAUUUUUUGUUUUGUCUUUGCUACCUUUAUUCGUUUAUUUUAUUUAGGAUUAUUUCUGUGUAAAGAGCAGGUGUCCAUCCCUUAGUUUAUUUUAUUUUUUCCAUCGCAGUCAUGUUGCACCAAGCUCUUCUCGAUCUUCCUCAUGACGUUGCUGAGCUGAGUGCUCUCUCUUGUCGACUCGUCAAUUUCUUCUCUUCCAUCCAAACCCAUGGAUUCCCAUCACAUUCCCUAACGUGACCAAAAGGGGACCCUGGCUGUAUAGACACACUUUUCAUAUCUUUAAAAAGAAAAACCUCAAAGCUGGUCCUCGAGUGCUACAUGAAACUGGACACAUGUACUGAGCAGAGACAGAUCCCUCAAUCGGCCUCUCACCAGAGGAGCCUGUAAACUAAUAGGGGGUCCAGUGUGUGGAUAUACUGUUGGUGUGUUCACUCUGUGGGAAGGGUUGUUGGUUGAGAAGGAAGGGAAAGGGAAAAGUGGUGUAUUAGUUACUGAAGCAGUGUGAGGAGGAUGGGUGUAUUGUAUAAUGUAGAGCUUGUCAGUUGUGUACUAUGGUGCAAAUGUUGACGGCUGUGAGUUAUUCUUGUUUUAUGAUCUGACUGUAUCUGUGAUAUGAAUAACAGCUAUCUACAGUGAAAAA